Selaginella moellendorffii is the source of this 814-nucleotide messenger RNA. Its product is annotated as probable glutathione S-transferase MSR-1. The record is from RefSeq and is a predicted model, not a curated record. The transcript is spliced from 2 exons. Gene Ontology annotation, molecular function: glutathione transferase activity. Lineage: Eukaryota; Viridiplantae; Streptophyta; Lycopodiopsida; Selaginellales; Selaginellaceae. Bases 51 to 746 code for a protein of 231 amino acids. Gene Ontology annotation, biological process: glutathione metabolic process. Gene Ontology annotation, cellular component: cytoplasm.
AUGGCGUACGUAUCCUUGGCAUUUAGCUAUUUCGCCCUGGAGCUCGAGCUAUGGCGGAGGUGACUCUCCUCUCACUGCCGGCGAGUCCGUUUGCUAUGAGCGUGAAGAUGGCGCUGAUCGAGAAGGGGGUGGAGUUUGAGACGGUGGAGGAGAACUACCGGGCGAGCGGCAAGAGUGAAUUGCUCGUCAGGGUGAAUCCCGUGACCAAACAGGUGCCCGUUCUCCUCCACCGCGCCAAGCCCAUCUGGGAGUCGCUCGUCAUUCUCGAGUACGUCGAGGAGACUUGGAAGACGCAGGGCACUCACCUCCUCCCUGGCGAUGGCUACCAGCGGGCGUUGGCUCGCUUCUGGACGAACUUCGUCAUCACCAAAUUUUGGGAGACUGGAUUGCUGAUCAUGAAGCGAGUCGGAGACGAGCAGCUGAAAGCUCGAGAUCAAGUGCUGGAGAUGAUCCGUUUGAUGGACAGCGAAUGGAGCAAGCCCGAGUAUGGGAAGCCGUUUGUGUUUGGCGACAAGCUGAGCUUAGCGGACUUGGCCUUGGCUCCCAUUGCGUCGUGGAAGGUCACCUUCGAAACGCUCGGGAAGUUCGAGUUCCCGGACGCUCGGACUUGUCCUCGGAUGGCUCUCUGGCUGGAUGCAAUCGAGAAUCAUCCCACGGUGCAGUCGGCGAUUUUAGCACCGGAUCUGAACCUGGAAAACGCAAACGUCAUUCAGAAACUCAUCAAGGAUAACAAGAUCAAAUUCUAAAUAGGUUCUUUAGUACUUGAUCAAGUACUUGAAUAAAUUGCCAUCUUUGAGAACCUUACACAUAAAAA